Wasmannia auropunctata (little fire ant) is the source of this 297-nucleotide messenger RNA. RefSeq lists its product as uncharacterized. Bases 1 to 297 code for a protein of 98 amino acids. Lineage: Eukaryota; Metazoa; Arthropoda; Insecta; Hymenoptera; Formicidae. The record is from RefSeq and is a predicted model, not a curated record. Gene Ontology annotation, biological process: sensory perception of taste. Gene Ontology annotation, cellular component: membrane. The transcript is spliced from 4 exons.
AUGAACCUAAUAUGGAUUUUUCAUAACAUUUCUAAAUUUCUGCUCAUUAAUUAUGUGUGCGAAACAGUUAGCUCCAAGGCAAGUGCAACAGGACAUUUACUAAAUAAAUUAUUGUACUCCACUUAUGAUGUUGAAGUUCGUGAAAUCAUUUCACAAUUUUCAUUGCAAAUGGUACAUAUGCCACUUAGAUUCUACGGAAUAGGACUUUUCCAAUUUGGUUUCAAAUAUCUUCACAGAUUCAUCAUGUCAAUUGUAACCGUUUUAGUUAUAAUAAUUCAAGCGCACGAAAACAAGUAA